GUGAUCACUUCCGGGUUGCAAAUUUCUUCCUGUCUGGGUUCCACACUAGGAGAAGAGAGGUCACAGCGAGGGCUGUCAGGACAGUGCACACUCAUGGUAACUUAUUGACUGAGUGCAAUGGCCAGCUCCCAGGCAGAGCUCAGCAACCAACAGCAGCAACCACAGCAUAGGACUGUGCAGGUAUCCCAAUAUAUUCACAUUCCAGGACUGUGCAGGUAUCACAAUAUAUUCACAUUCCAGGACUGUGCAGGUAUCUCAAUAUAUUCAUAUCCCAGGACUGUGCAGGUAUCCCAAUAUAUUCAUAUCCCAGGACUGUGCAGGUAUCCCAAUAUAUUCACAUCCCAGGACUGUGCAGGUAUCCCAAUAUAUUCACAUCCCAGGACUGUGCAGGUAUCCCAAUAUAUUCAUAUCCCAGGACUGUGCAGGUAUCCCAAUAUAUUCACAUCCCAGGACUGUGCAGGUAUCCCAAUAUAUUCACAUCCCAGGACUGUGCAGGUAUCCCAAUAUAUUCACAUCCCAGGACUGUGCAGGUAUCCCAAUAUAUUCAUAUCCCAGGACUGUGCAGGUAUCCCAAUAUAUUCAUAUCCCAGGACUGUGCAGGUAUCCCAAUAUAUUCACAUCCCAGGACUGUGCAGGUAUCCCAAUAUAUUCACAUCCCAGGACUGUGCAGGUAUCCCAAUAUAUUCACAUCCCAGGACUGUGCAGGUAUCACAAUAUAUUCACAUCCCAGGACUGUGCAGGUAUCACAAUAUAUUCACAUCCCAGGACUGUGCAGGUAUCCCAAUAUAUUCAUAUCCCAGGACUGUGCAGGUAUCACAAUAUAUUCAUAUCCCAGGACUGUGCAGGUAUCCCAAUAUAUUCUCAUCCCAGGACUGUGCAGGUAUCCCAAUAUAUUCAUAUCCCAGGACUGUGCAGGUAUCCCAAUAUAUUCACAUCCCAGGACUGUGCAGGUAUCCCAAUAUAUUCACAUCCCAGGACUGUGCAGGUAUCCCAAUAUAUUCACAUCCCAGGACUGUGCAGGUAUCCCAAUAUAUUCACAUCCCAGGACUGUGCAGGUAUUAUAUUCACAUCCCAGGACUGUGCAGGUAUCCCAAUAUAUUCACAUCCCAGGACUGUGCAGGUAUCCCAAUAUAUUCAUAUCCCAGGACUGUGCAGGUAUCCCAAUAUAUUCACAUCCCAGGACUGUGCAGGUAUCCAAUAUAUUCACAUCCCAGGACUGUGCAGGUAUCCCAAUAUAUUCACAUCCCAGGACUGUGCAGGUAUCCCAAUAUAUUCACAUCCCAGGACUGUGCAGGUAUCCCAAUAUAUUCACAUCCCAUGACUGUGCAGGUAUUCCAAUAUAUUCACAUCCCAGGACUGUGCAGGUAUCCCAAUAUAUUCACAUCCCAGGACUGUGCAGGUAUCCCAAUAUAUUCACAUCCCAGGACUGUGCAGGUAUCCCAAUAUAUUCAUAUCACAGGACUGUGCAGGUAUCCCAAUAUAUUCACAUCCCAGGACUGUGCAGGUAUCCAAUAUAUUCACAUCCCAGGACUGUGCAGGUAUCCCAAUAUAUUCAUAUCCCAGGACUGUGCAGGUAUCCCAAUAUAUUCACAUCCCAGGACUGUGCAGGUAUUCCAAUAUAUUCAUAUCCCAGGACUGUGCAGGCAUCCCAAUAUAUUCAAAUCCCAGGACUGUGCAUGUCCCAAUAAAUUCAUAUCACAGGACUGUGCAGGUGUCACAAUAUAUUCAUAUCACAGGACUGUGCAGGUGUCACAAUAUAUUCAUAUCCCAGGACUGUGCAGGUAUCCCAGGACUGUGCAGGUAUCCCAAUAUAUUCAUAUCCCAGGACUGUGCAGGUAUCCCAAUAUAUUCAAAUCCCAGGACUGUGCAGGUGUCACAAUAUAUUCUCAUCCCAGGACUGUGCAGGUAUCACAAUAUAUUCUUAUCUCAGGACAGUACAGUUAUCCCAGUGGGUGCAGAACAUGGGUCUGUCCAGAUUCCAAGUUAGGUGCAGUUUUUGUACCAAGUUUCUAUUGAUAAUGUAGUGCCUGAUAUUAUGAAUUGGAAAUGAUCAGGAAUUUAGUCUACACACCACCACUUUUUUUUUUUGUAUUUCAUAUAAAUUUUUCUUCCAUGUUUUACUGAGUAAUAAUGUAAGAAAAAGUAAUGCUCAGAUAGUGUAAAUCCCCCCCUUUCUACUUUACAGUUUGUGCAACAUGUGAGGUACAUUAAUCAGGAAUAGGUGGAAUGUAUCAGAUUUCCUGCAGUCCAGUGUUUUAAUGAAAUACGUAUUGGAGAUGUAUCAGUUACCAAGUCACUAGUAUGACUAUUAAUAUUAAUUGAAAUGGAUCAGAAAUGACCUGUACAGGUAGUCAUUUUUUCCAUAUAAUCCCUAUCUCAUAAUGGGUAACCUUACAAGGUGUUUUAUUUUCUUUCAAUGUGUUACAGUGAAAUGAUCUUACCGGGGUCUAGUUGAUGCUUGAAAUUAUUUAAACUAUUCUAUCAAGCUGCUGUUUGAGGGGGAAAAAAAUAAAUCUGAAUUCAUAGACAAUUCCUUACUAUUUUUUCAAGGCGCCAGGUGCUGGUUAUGUUCCUUCUGAAGAAGAGAGACGUGUAUUCAGAGAAUGUAACAAUGAGAGUUUUUGGUACAGAUGUAAGUAUUGUAAUUUUCUGACGAAAUACUAAUGAUCUUUUCUAGCAUGAUACAUUAACCCAAAAACAUUUAGGCCAAGACAUCUGUUUUCAGUUUAACUACUUUGUCCCAAAAUUUGAAAGUCGCAUGAUAUGCCCACAAUUCACACGUGCAAAUUUCUGCAGGAAAGCAAUUCUUUAUUUUUUUGUGUUUUUUUUCUUAUUUUGUUUUGAAUAUUUUUAUUGUGUGCACAAUAUAAAGUCAUACAUCAAAUUGAUUUGUAAUAAAGCAAGUGAUUGCCCACGCAGGGGCUUAAGCAUUGGUUUAACACUGCAUAUACAUUUGGUUGCCUGCGUAGAGGCGGAUUUGUCCUAGCCUGUGUUUUUUGUUCAAAGUUGGUUGCUUUGUGUUUUAUACUCUUAUGUACUGUGUUGUCUUUUUAGUUCGGUUAUAGCGUUAAGUAAGUGUUUUAAGUUAACUGGUGUGUGCCAGGGCUGCGUGUUUGCUAGUUGGUAAAUGCAAAUUGUCUCCUGUGCAGAGGCAAAUUAAUCAGCUUGCUAAUUGGAGUCAGACAUUAAGCAAUAAUCUAAGAUACAAAAACUUUUUCAACUUUUAGCAUAAGGAGCAUAUUUGUUUUUAGUCUGCUGCAUUAAUAUAUAACAAAGCUAUUUGGAUAUCAGGUUUACAGUAAUAAGCGACUGUACAGUCUAUCAUGCCGCAGUCAGCAAUUAAGUAUGCAUCAGUAUCUACCUUUGGUUCCUAUGGGCAUUUUGGUAUUAACUGUACAUUCCUUUGGUAUUUUAAACCUGCAUCAUAUAAACGAAAUUGAUAAAAACGGAAAAAAUGAAUGCAGCUGUUAAGACACAAAUGCGAGCUAUCCAUCAACAGGGUGGCUCUGUCCGUCCCCAUGUCUGUCUGGGGGAGUCUCUCAUGGUGCUGCUUCCACACUGUCCCUGGGGUGCCUGGCCUCCUUCCCUCACCCCCACGCCGAUCUCCGCUCACCGGUCGGGUCCCCCACAGUUCCGUGGGCACUCGGGAGCUUAAAUUGUCCGUUGGGCCCCACCACAUAAGUCCUCCGGCCGUUCGCUCCCUGCACCUCCCCGGCCCCGCUUGGGUUCCUUGAGGAGUGUGUUCCUGCGUCUCACCCGAAGCCGGCCGCAUGCUUGGAGCCGUGUCCGCCCCCCACGACCACCGGUCCGUCGAGGGGGGCGGCACAGUCCCGUCUCACCGGGCUCACAGCGCCAGGGACUAGGCUUUCUGGGGACCCCUGACCCAAAUGCCCGGGCACACACCUCUCCCGUGGUCGAGGUCAUGGCCUGGUGGAUCCGUCCGGCACCUGGCCCUGCCAGGGCCCGUGUGACCCGCCCAUGUUGGUCCCUUUUGGUGCUUCUCCUGCUGGGGUAAGUCUUCAGGCGGACUGUAUUUGUUGCCUUUACCCGUUUAGGCGGGCAGCUUGGAUCCCACGCGGUAUCUUCCGCCCCGGAGGGUGCCGCUGCCAUGUGGCAUGGGUUACCCCCCACCCCCAGCCGGAUAGGGGAAAAAUGGGGGGGGGAGCGGAGCCGAGCCGCCUCUUGCCUUGGAGAAUUCUUCCAGGUAGCUGUUGUGGCCGGUAUAUCAUUGCCCCCCGUCUGCCUGUCAGUUCGUGUCGGCGGGGGUCGCCAUCUUUCAUGUGCGUGAUGGUGCAAAGGCCUGCUUGUUUGUUUGCAGUGUUCCUUGCUUGAGAUCUGCCUCUGUUUGGGAUCCCCAGGAAGCUUGGGUGCUGUUUGUUAAAUGUGGAUCCGCCAAAUCGUUUUCAGGGUGUUGUGGGCGCUUAUUUUGCGGGGUUUUUCCGGGCUCAGGCCUGGAGGCAUAGUGUGUUGCUGCCUCUCAGUUCGGCGGCCCGGCUCCGCCCCCUCUUUUUCUUAUUUUGUAUUUUUGCAGUGCAUUUGAUUUUAACAGACAAGCAUGAGGUACCCCAACGGCACUCCUCAAGCAUAGUUUCACGUAUUACAAUUGGGGUAAAGAGAUUGCAUGCACAGUUUUAUAAUAGAAAGUAACAAGAUUGAACAGUUGAGUCAGGUUAGACAUGUUAUACGAAGAAUAAAAAGAAGGCUGGGUAAUCUGACAGGAUGGGUAUUAAACUCAGAAACGUAUAAAGAGCUGCGAUCAUGUGUAUUCAAUAUGUCUGAGGGGGUGUGGGUGGGUUAUCAAAUAAUGGGUUCGGUGGGGUCGGUUGGUUUGGCUAAGUGAAGCCACCGAGCGCAAGUGAUGUGUUGCGGGUUAGUUGUCUCGGUCCAGCAGGGUGCUAUUCAUAGCGGAGUUAAACUAGGUGGCUCGUGCUGUAUAAGGCAGCCGUUUGGGUAAUAGCUGUUUCCGUGACAUCAUGGUCUAGGGCAGGGGUAGGCAACCUUUUAGCAGCACUGUGCCGAUAUAGGGUUGUGAUGUCCCCUAGCGUGCCGGUCCUAUUUUAUUUUUUUAAGGUGUGUAUGCUGCCGUAUUCUGUUUGUGUUAUUUUUACUGUAAUCGCUUUGUAUUGUUGUAUUUGUGCGUAUAUGAGCUAUUAUAUUGUAUAUGUUCAUGAGUAGUUUAUGGUAUUGUGUAUGAUAUAUAUGAAUGUGGGCUGUGCAUGGGGGUACCUUGUGGAAUUGUGUGUGUGUGUGUGGAUGGAUAUGUCACAUUGUGUGUUUGGUAGUGUGUGGGGGCUGUUUGGGGUAUUGCAUAUCAGAGGCUGCAUGUGGGGUUGUGUGAAUGUAUGUGGAUUGUUAGUGGUGUUGCGUUUGUGCGGAUUGUAUGUAUGUUUGUGGGUGGCCUGUCCGUAUUAUUUGUAUGAGGAGAGGGUUAUUCUGCAUUUCUGUGUAUAUCUAGCAGUGUGAGUGGUUUCCCUGGGUUCCAGUGGGGACCAGGCCAGCCAGGUACAGGUCAAGGACAGGAGCUGCAACAACAACUGUGAGCUUCCCUAAUACUGUGUAGAUUCCCAUUCCAAGUGCUGGAAUGAAGUGCUCUGAGAUCACUUCCUCUACAUUCUGCAAUGGAUAAAUUGAGGAUUGUCCUUCACCACCUCUUUGUAUUAGCAGAUAUCUGAAGCAUUGAGUGCCGUACAAAGGCACCUCGAGUGUUGUGCAUGGCACUAGUGCCGUCGGUUGCCUACCCCUGGUCUAGGGAGUAAAGUGGCUGGUUUAGUAGUGUCAUGGGCAGUGGGUUAUAAGGGGCAAACUCUGUGUCAUAUGCAAUGUGUAAUGGAAAAAAAACCCCCAUAAAAUAACAUGAGUUCUGCAUUAUCAUGGACAUCAAGACAUACGGAAUUAGCGUCCAUGUGUGUCUGGGUAGCGUCCCGUUAUGCAUGUGGUGGAGACCGCCCGCUAGUUGGUCACAGCCACUUCCUCUGUUGGGGUUUGUGUCAGCGGCGCUGGAUAGUUGCAAAGGAUGGCGGACAGCCAGAGGCAGGCCUGUUGUGCCCUCCAGCUCCGGGCCAGUUGUAAGGCCGGCAUUCUGUAACCACGGACUCGGGAACUUCUGGAGACCGGGUCCUUCCCUGUUGGGAUCGGUCUGGAAGCCUUGGUGGUGUUGUGCCGCCUGCGGCGGGCGGGCCUCCGCCUGCGUGGUAGAUGCUCCGGGGUCACUCCCCUGUUGGCCUUUGGCCCAGAUGAGCUAGUGUGGGUAGUUGCAGAUUGCUUCUUCAAGAUUGUGCCCAAGGGUGUCUCGGCCCCGUUCUGGCUGACGCCACUCUGUCGUCUCUUUGUGCUCCGACUCUCCUGCAGCCGCGUCUGUGUAACUGCGUGUCGGGCCUCAAUCCUUGCCCAAAAGGUAUCGAACAGCUCGUUUAGGCGGGUGGUCAAGGGCUCAAUUGUGCUGAGGCUGUACUCCAAAGGCGCACAUAUCCCUUUUGGGUUGCAUGUCCAUCAUUUUGGGGUGGCGAAUGGCCUGCAAGCUUGGUGCGUGGUUGAGGCUUGUGCCCUUGUUAGGGGUCCACGGAGGCAUAUGUAUUGUAAAGAUUGGGACCGGGAUAACUCCCACCGGUCCUGAGUACCGCGGAUGCUGUGUUCGUUUAUGGGCUGGGAGAGCGGCCGUCUCUCCCCUGCUCAGCGUGGUGUAGGCCCCAAGCCUGGGUUCAAGAUUUCCAGUGGGCAUUCUGGUCAUGUGGUGUAUCCCCUGGUUCAGCAACUUCUGUGUAGCAAGAUUAGGUAUGUUGGGGUUCUAGAUUAGAAGAUUUGCCCACGGUUUUAUCUGAUAAUCAGGCCCAGGCUCGGGAGCUCACGGACAGUGAGUCUGCUCCGCUCCACAGUCAGGCUCCACCCCCUCAGCAAUUCUUUAUUUUUGUGCGAAGAUAGUCUGUUAUAGCAGCAAUUCUAAAAUACUUGCAGUUCAUGUUUGUCUGGAUUUACCAUUGUUCAGGGGUUCCCAAAAGGUAAAUCCCAAGAUGUAUUAAACUCCAACUCCCAUGAUGCUUUGCAUGCCUUUAGAAAAAGAAAGCACCAUUGUAGUUGUAGUUUUACAACAUCUGGGGAUCUACCUUUUGGGAACCCCUGGUUUGGACAGACAGUUGCUGUAAAGCAAAUAUCUAAUGGAAUAUAUUAAUGGGGCCAUAUUCCUCUGGUGGUGGUAUAUUGGUGAGCCACCACUCAUUGCUUAUUAAAUUACAUUUUAGCAUAAUUAAGGCUAAAAUAGUGGAACUGUAACAAAAGCUGGGUUGGAUCAUUUUUCCUGCUAUUUUAGCCUCAAUUAUGCCAGAUUUGAUUAACUGACAUUUGUUAUUUAGUAAACAAACCCUCAAUGGCUGUCAGAACUCUUGAUGUGAAAAGGCACUGUUCUUGGCGGCUGGUAACACCCAUUAUGGGGUAGUAAAACCACCAUAACCACUACACUAUUUUACAGAGACUGUCCAAGAAAUGCAACAUAUUCUCUCUUUUUUGUGUGCCUGCUUUAGUAUUGAUUCAAUACUCUCUGUAAAUGUUAUGGUAUCUUGCAGAAGUGUAAGGAAAUUUUUUUUUUAUGGUAUUCAUGCACAAUUGAACUCCUAGUUAUUUAGUCUGACAAAAAGGCCUAUGUGUUUAUAGCUCUUAUUGACUCUUUAAAAUAGAAAUACAUGCUGGCGCUAAGUAAGUAAAAUCCCAUCUCAAUCUCUUGCCGUGGUGAAUUCUGUAAUAUGUUUUCUGUGUAUUCCCACCUUCCUGGUUAGUAUAAGACUGGUCCCUCUGACACUGAUUAGAGUUAGCUAUUCUUCAUCUUGCAGCUGGAUGUAGAUCUCCUGAUAACAAGUUCAUUAGCAUUAAGACAGCUGAUCACCUCCCUAAGACGAUCUUCACUAAUCCGUUGGGUGAAGCAUGUCAUGUGAGCAACAUUAAUGCAAAGGAAUUAUUAUAGUUUUGCAUAUUUUAUGUAGCAGGUAUGGUGGGUUGGUAGGUAUUUUUUGAUAACAUUAUUCUCCUUAGUGUUUGCCGUUUCUGUUUUUUGACUAAACAUGUACGAUCAAGGCACUGUAAAUGUAAGCAAUAUUUUAUCUAAUGAGCGUCUAUUCCUGUAGUUCUUAUCAGGAUAUUGGUUAUCUACUCAUGCUUAUGCCAUUAUUAUUUUUUUUAAUCCCUCACUGUUUGUAAAUUGAUGGAGGGUUCACUAGCCUCCAGUUACCUGGUGUCAGAGAUGUGAAAAAUGAGUUUUGGUGUAAGUAGAGGAAUCUGUCUAUAUUUGUGUUUUACUGUCUUAAGUGCUUUCCUCCUAUAAGCAAUAUGAUUACUAGAGAUUUAUGAGUUUAGAGGACCACACUGGACAUCAAAACUGCUUCGUGUGAAUGAAGUGGUUAUGGUGCGCAUUCUCUGCUGGCACCUUCUUAACUGUAAGUGUUAAGCCAUUUUCGUACAAGUUAAAACAAAUAUUGUUAGGAUACUGCACAUAGGAACACUGAUCAUAAGUGUCUUUUUAAAUUUUGUAUUUGUUUAUUUAAGCAUGCCAGCAGUUAGCAAUCAAAAUACAUAAAGGAAAAAGCACUGCAGUAACAAUAUGGUCACAUAGAAUACAGCACAAAUAUAGAGACAUUUAGUGUAAUUACAGGUGACCCCAACUUCAGGUAGGAGUAAAUCAAUAAGGCAGUAUGCGCAAUAAACUAACCAUCAGUAAGUUUUUUUGUUUUUGUUUUUUUUUUGUUGGUUUUUUUUAUAUGAAAAAAAAAUAACAUGUUGAACAGUAAACGUAGAGAGUGAAAGUAGCCUCUGAACAUAAUCCUCUUCCACAUGCUUUAGACACUUUUCUCUACUGACUUAUAUGGUCACACCAUAGCAACUGUACCGACCAUAGGUCGCACCAUACCGAACCAUGAAUAACUACCAAGCUGGUGUGAAAUAAAUCCGGGAGGAAUAAGAGCAAUAGAGGAGGGACAUAGACAGGAGGAAGAGAAGUUGGGAUGCCGGGGAAGGGACGGGAAUGAGAAAAGCGGAUUAGGUCACCACAUAGUGCCAGGUCUAAAUUUUGCUGUUUCCACCUAAAGGGGUCAACCUGUCAUAAGAGUGUCUUUUGCCAAACCCGUGCACCGUAUAGAGAGCCCACGAACCACAAUAUAUCACUAUUGAUACAUGUAGAGAUCAACACUUUAGUGGACUCCCCUACUAUGCCUCAUUACAAAUGUGGAAGCAUUUGCUUGAGCAGCAGUGAUAUGCUGAGAGCGUCAGCUGGACACAGUGAGUAGUCCUUCAAAGAAGUAAUGGAGCCAAAGGUGAGGAAUCUGGAUAACCCUUUGGGAGACUCCAUUUAAGUAUUACACCUUUUGAAAAUGCUUUAACACUUAAGGCUAAGAAAGCCCCAGUGGACUGCAGGAACCAUAACCAUUUUGUUGAUGUGAAGUACCCUUGAUAAUUUAUUUUUCUUAGCAUCCAUUAACUUUAAUGGAAGUAUCGCGUGACUUCAGCAAUUAAUCAGGUUGCACAUAGUAAUGACUAAGAAAAACGAGGGUUGUUGCGUUGCACAAACUUGUUAGGAGCCUGUUAGUGUGUGAUGCCACCUGUAAAAUUGACAUUUUAACAGUGUAUUUCCUUUUGUUCCAGCUGUUCCUUUCAGUGCAGUAGGCAUGGUUGUAACACAGGGCCUUAUCUCCAAAGGUAAAGAUUUUAUUAUUUUCUAAAUAGCACAGUAAAUUACUUUGAAUAACUUUCAGUACGAUAUUGAAGAUGUUUGCAUUUAUUCUUUGUGUGAGAGUUCUCAUGUUGAUCCAAGGUGACAGGGGUUCAGUGGUAAGGAUGUGAGAAUCACAACCAUGACUUCAUGGCUAAAGUCAAGUGUGUCUCUCUAAACAAAUCAUAUGCAUGCAACUAUCUGCAUGGUGCCGCUAUUAUUAAAGGGAAACUAUAGUACAGGUAUCCCAAUAUAUUCAUAUCCCAGCACUGUGCAGGUAUCCCAAUAUAUUCAUAUCCGAGCACUGUGCAGGUAUCACAAUAUAUUCAUAUCCCAGGACUGUGCAGGUAUCCCAAAAUAUUCACAUCCCAGGACUGUGCAGGUAUCCCAAAAUAUUCACAUCCCAGGACUGUGCAGGUAUCCCAAUAUAUUCACAUCCCAGGACUGUGCAGGUAUCCCAAUAUAUUCACAUCCCAGGACUGUGCAGGUAUCCCAAUAUAUUCACAUCCCAGGACUGUGCAGGUAUCCCAAUAUAUUCACAUCCCAGGACUGUGCAGGUAUCCCAGUAUAUUCAUAUAUCAGAACUGUGCAGGUAUCCAAUAUAUUCAUAUCUCAGGACUGUGCAUGUAUCACAAUAUAUUCACAUCCCAGGACUGUGCAGGUAUCUCAAUAUAUUCUUAUCUCAGGACAGUACAGUUAUCCCAGUGGGUGCAUGUCUCAAGACUGUGCAGGUAUUUCACUGGGUGCAUGUCUCAGGGCUGUGCAGGUAUCUCAGAUAUAUCUUAUAUAUAUUUUGUCAUACGAAGUGUAUUUAUAUGUUAAUAUAUACAUAUAUUAAUUAAAAAAAUAUAAUUUAUAUAUUAAUUAAAUUACACACGUGUAUAUACAUAAUAUGUAUAACUAUAUUGUGUGUGCGUGUGUAUGUAUAUGUGUGUGUGUGUAUAUGUGUAUGUAUGUAUAUGUGUGUGUGUAUAUAUAUAUAUAUAUAUGUGUGUGUGUAUAUAUAUAUAUAUAUAUAUGUAUAUAUAAUAUAUAAAUCAAAAAAAUACCGGCACUCUAGGCUUUCUUCAUCCAAUUUAUUGUAUGGUUCCCAAAUUGUCAACGUUUCAGCUCCCGAUUGGAGCUUUCAUCAGGACACAUGAAAUAACAUAACUACACAUGACUUACAUAUAUAAGACACAUAAUUAUAAUUCACUCACCAUGUACAGGUGAAACACAUUUCAUCAAGUGCCUGGCGUGCACUAAGCGUAAGUGCGCAUGUGUAUCAGCCUCUAAGCCACCCCCGAGUCAGGAAGUAGCUGUAGCCAAUCGCUUAACUGCGGGAACGUCACAGCUCCAUGGCAACCGUUUGUAAACAUGGUCGCCGCUGUGUAAACAGAAGCCGCAGGGAGAUUCUCUCCUUUAUCCACGAUCGGCUAGCCCCACGUCCGACAACAAGAGUGGUUUAUGGGCAUUACUAUGGCAACAAACCGACAUUAUAUUGCUGGGAAAUAAAAAUGCCUGGUUAUUAUUUGCAACAAAAUUAUAUUCCAUUAGACAAACAUAGUUCCGUGAUUUUUAUACUGAAGCUUAUAUCUCUAUUCUAAUCCAUGGUCUAAAACCCAAAUUAAACCACAAAACGUGAUGAUGUGCAUAAUUGUGAAAACAUAAGUAUGUACAAGACAUGUAAGAUAAACAUUACAUGAAGGAAUAAUGUAAGUGACUUAAAAAGAGUUAUGUUUAUAUGUCAAUUAAUAAGUGUUAUUUACAUAAUUGUAAUCAAAUGGUGUGAAAUGUGCCAAACAAAUUUCUGAAAGCUACAAGGUGCUAAAAUGUGCAAAAAUAUAAUAAUAAGGUGUUGAUUAAGUACUAUUAACUCUUGACAUUCCUGUCCAAUAUGUGUAUCUCUACAUAAUAAAGUAUAGGCUAGGUUAGGCCCGGAACUUAAUAAUAAAAAAAAAAUUUUGAAAAAGGAAAAAGUAGUUGCUACAUUGCUAUUAUCUCCAAAAAAUAUUUGUUGCACCGGCUAUUGAUGAAAGAACACCUGACCAUAAGGUGAGGAAUAUAUGGAUUAUUAUCAGAUACAUAAAUUCAACAAUAUAUCUAAAAGAUUAAAAAAAUCACUUUGUUAGGUUAAGGGUUAUAAAUCUCCAGUUUAUAUAUAGAGAUAUUUUUUAUAAGAAUGGGAUAAAAGAACAUUUUUCAUUUAAACCUUUUGGAGACAAUGUGCCCAAUUCUAGUAUCCAGAAAGUCUCUCUCUGUAACAAGAGCUUAGCUCGGUUUCCCCCUCUAGGUGCCACGGGCACAUGAUCAAUUGCUACACAUCGUAGAGUAGAGAGUUGAUGUUGUUUCUCUAGAAAAUGUCGGGCCACAGGUUUGUCCGAUUUGCCAUCUCGAUAGGCCAAACGGAUACUUGACCUGUGGCCUCUAAUUCUCUCGCAUAGAGCUGUCUCAGUUUUGACAAUAUAACUCAAUCCACACUGGUACAUUAGUUUAUAUAUGACAAACUCUGUGUGGCAAUGUAUUCUAUGGGCAAUCUUAUAGAUCUUUCCGGUGUGGGGAUGAGAGAAAGUCUUAGAGGGAAUAAGAUGUCCACAGGUUACACACCCUAAACAUCUCUCACAACCAUUAAUCUUCUCCAUUGUGGGUGGUUUAUAACAGUGGAUAGGAUCCGUUUUUAACAACAAGUCCCUUAAGUUCUUAUUUCUUUUAUAACAAAACAUAGGUCUGUCUGUUAACUCUUUGGGGAGCGUUGGAUCUUGCUUAAGAAUAUUCCAGUUUCGAGUAAUAGACUCAGUUAUCUGUUUGCUAGCAGAGUGUAACUUCAUUGGGAAUACUGUUCUCAUUUGUAAUUCCUUUAGGGGUACUAUCCCUCCUAAAUAUUGUUCUCUGGCUUUAAGAAGAGCUUUAUCUAAUAACGGUCGUUUGUAUCCUCUUUUUAUGAAUUUCAAAUACAUAGUUCUUAAUUGUAUCUCGCAUUGUUCUUCCUGGGAAUUGUUCCGAUACACCCUCAGGAAUUGCGAUAGAGGUAGUGAGUUCUUCAAAUGCUGUGGAUGAAAACUUCCGGAGUGUAAGAUGGUGUUUUGAUCAGUAGGUUUGGUGUAUAACCUAUACUCCAAUUUUUUAUUAAUAACUGUCAGCUCGACAUCAAGGAAUUGGACAUUUUAUGAAUCAAUUUUGGAGGUCACUUUGAUGGGAGUAGGUAACUCAUUAAUAUAUUCAACGAAUGCUACUGCUUCUGUAUGUGUUCCUCUCCAAAGGAUCAGAAUGUCAUCUAUGAACCGAUAGUAUCUUACUAUUUGUUCUUGAUAUCUUGUUAUAAUGUAUUCUUGUUCGAAAUCGAACAUGAAAGUAUUUGCAUACAUGGGGGCCAUCGCUGCCCCCAUGGAAGUUCCAGAAAUCUGUAGAAACCAUUUUGUUUCAAAUCGAAAGUAAUUGUACUUUAGAGCUAAUUUGUUUGGCACAUUUCACACCAUUUGAUUACAAUUAUGUAAAUAAACACAUAUAGUGUUAAAUAACACUUAUUAAUUGACAUAUAAACAUAACUCUUUUUGAGUCACUUACAUUAUUCCUUCAUUUAAUGUUUAUCUUACAUGUCUUGUACAUACUUAUGUUUUCACAAUUAUGCACAUCAUCACGUUUUGUGGUUUAAUUUGGGUUUUAGUCCAUGGAUUAGAAUAGAGAUAUCAGCUUCAGUAUAAAAAUCACGGAACUAUGUUUGUCUAAUGGAAUAUAAUUUUGUUGCAAAUAAUAACCAGGCAUUUUUAUUUCCCAGCAAUAUAAUGUCGGUUUGUUGCCAUAGUAAUGCCAAUAAACCACUCUUGUUGUCGGACGUGGGGCUAGCCGAUCGUGGAUAAAGGAGAGAAUCUCCCUGCGGCUUCUGUUUACACAGCGGCGACCAUGUUUACAAACGGUUGCCAUGGAGCUGUGACGUUCCCGCAGUUAAGCGAUUGGCUACAGCUACUUCCUGACUCGGGGGUGGCUUAGAGGCUGAUACACAUGCGCACUUACGCUUAGUGCACGCCAGGCACUUGAUGAAAUGUUUUACCUGUACAUGGUGAGUGAAUUAUAAUUGUGUCUUAUAUAUGUAUGUCAUGUGUAGUUAUGUUAUUUCAUGUGUCCUGAUGAAAGCUCCGAUCGGGAGCUGAAACGUUGACAAUUUGGGAACCAUACAAUAAAUUGGAUGAAGAAAGCCUAGAGUGCUGGUAUUUUUUUGAUUUUUCUGUAUUUAUCUGACUUGGCACCGGGUAUUGAAUUAUUUAGUUGGAGUGCAGGAGUUUGUUUUCAUUAUAUAUAUAUAUAUAUAUAUAUAUAUAUAUAUAUAUAUAUAUAUAUAUAUAUAUAUAUAUAUAUAUAUAUAUAUAUAUAUAUAUAUAAUAAAAAUGUAAAAAUAAUAUAUGUAAUUUUAUUCAAACUGUAUUUUGAUAUUAAUAUAUAUAUUUCUAUCAAAAUGCACUUAUAUAUAAAGAAAGGAUACCGGCACUCAAGGAAUUUCAGAUGCACAUUGAAAAGUAAACUUUUGAAAUUCCUUGAGUGCCGGUAUCCUUUCUUUAUCUACAUCUGAGCCACCAGAGCACCAGGUACUGUUUUUUUUUUAUAAGUUGGAGUGCAAGGGCCCUUUGUAUUUUUGUGUAUGUAUGUGUGUGUGUGUGUGUGUGUGUGUGUGUGUGUGUAUGUAUGUAUGUAUGUGUAUAUAUAUAUGUAUAUAUAUAUAUAUAUAUAUAUAUAUAUAUGUAUGUGUGUGUGUGUGUGUGUGUGUAUAUAUAUAUAUAUAUAUAUAUAUAUAUAUAUAUAUAUAUAUAUAUAUAUAUAUAUAUAUAUAUAUAUAUAUAUAUAUAUAUAUAUAUAUAUGUUAUUAUUUAUAUAGCGCCAACAAAUUCCGCAGCACUUUACAGUGGGUGGACGAACAAACAUGUAGUUGUAACCAGACAAGUUGGACAGUCAUGAACAGAGGGGUUGAGGGCCCUGCUCAAUGAGCUUACAUGCUAGAGGGAGUGGGGUAAAGUGACACAAAAGGUAAGGAUAGUAUUAGACUAAUGACAGUUGCAAGAGAGGAAUCAGUUGGGAGCUAUUUAGUUGAUACGCUUUUAUGAAGAAGUGGGUUUUUAAUGAUUUUUUUUGAAGGAGUGGAGACUGGGUGAGCAUCUAACGGAAGAGGAAAGUGAGUUCCACAGGAACGGUGCAGCCCUUGAGAAGUCUUGAAGGCAAGCAUCAGAGGUGGGAGUAUGGACAGAAGGUAGACGUAAGUCUUCAGCAGAGUGUAAGGGCCUAGACGGGACAUACUUGUGUAUUAGUGAGGAUAGAUAGGUGGGAGCAGCAUUAUGUAGAGAUUUGAAAGCAAGAACCAGAAUUUUAAAUUGAGCCCUAUAUCUUACAGGAAGCCAAUGUAGGGACUGACAGAAGGGUGAGGCGUGGGCAGUGCAGGCGGUAUACGAAUUAUCAUUAAAGGACCACUAUAGUGCCAGGAAAACAUACUCGUUUUCCUGGCACUAUAGUGCCCUGAGGGUGCCACCACCCUCAGGGUCCCACUCCCGCCCGGCUCUGGAAGGGGGAAAGGGGGUAAAACUUACCUUUUUCCAGCGCUGGGCGGGGAGCUCUCUGCCUCCUCUUCUCCUCCGAUCCUCCCCGCCGGCUGAAUGCGCACGCGCGGCAAGAGCUGCGCGCGCAUUCAGCCGGUCACAUAGGAAAGCAUUUACAAUGCUUUCCUAUGGACGCUGGCGUGCUCUCACUGUGAAAAUCACAGUGAGAAGCACGCAAGCGCCUCUAGUGGCUGUCAAUGAGACAGCCACUAGAGGAAAUAGGGGGAAGGCUUAACCCAUUCAUAAACAUAGCAGUUUCUCAGAAACUGCUAUGUUUAUUAAAAAAUGGGUUAACCCUAGCUGGACCUGGCACCCUGACCACCUCAUUAAGCUGAAGUGGUCUGGGUGCCUAGAGUGGUCCUUUAAUUAUCAUUCGGUAUACGAACAACAUAAGUCUAAUCUGUUUCCCCUCUGAACCAUAGAGGGGAAAAGGCACGAACAAAGCCUUUCCACAGUCCUGAACCAAGGUCUAAUACAUGGGCCAUAGGCCUGGGGCAGGAGGAUGGCAAGCAGGCCCUUCGAAGAACCAGUGGCGAGGUUAUUUUUGCCACAAACCAUUUGUAACAUAUUAAUGCCAAAUGAGGCUCCAGCAACACAUCCACUCUGUGCUGCUUGGGCGGUUCUGAUUGGGUGAGAGUGUCUGCUAACUGCAUUUAGUCUAUCACAGUGUCGUUGCAGGUAUGAAUCGGUAAGGCUACAAGCAAGUGCGUUAGCCAUACCUUCAGUAGGGGCCAGAUUAUUGGAACCCAGGGACCCUUAUUCAGUGUCAAACUGCUUGAAAAAGGACAGUGCCAGGGGACUCCAGCAUUAUACUGAAUUCAAUUAGAUGAAAUUGUUAUAGUGCCUACAGUGUCCCUUUAAGCUAAAGUUGUUUUAGUGGUACCAUACAUUCACUUGUAUGUAUUCUCGGCAUUAAUACUAAAUUAACAAUGUCUUGCUAUAAAUGUUUAAUUUUGGAAUUCUGCAUAGUAUAUGGCAUUGGAACCUUUAACGGAAGGCAGGCGUUCUGACUAACAUUGUAUGAUUAAGACUCUAUUUUAUAUACAUGUACACAGCUUGGGGGGCUGGAGGAAUGAGACACAUGGUUGGGGGCUGGGGCAUGAAACGCCUGGGGGCAUGGAGGGAAUGAGACAUGUGGUUGAGUGCUGGGGAAAUGAGACACAUGGGUGCACCAAGGGUAUGAGACACAUGGGGGAGUGAAUGAAACAAUAUGAAGGAGAGACUGGGGGUGAAUGAAACCCAUAAAGGAGGGGAUGAGGGUGAAUGAGGCACAUGGUGGCCUGCUGGGGAAUAAGGCACAUGGGGGGGAUUUAGGGGGAAUGAGACACAUGGGUGUGACUGGGGGAAUAAGACACCAUUUUCCAAAGCAUUGUUUUGUAUCAUGCUUACACAUGUUUGCCUAAUCUGUUUAUUAUAAAAAAUGAGGCUGCCUAUGCAGGAGUAUACUCAAACUACUGCUUUAGUGGCAUAUGUACUUUUGAUAUGAUGCCUUUUUUCUGUUUUUUACUUUGUAUUAAUUGUACAAAAAAUGAAAAUCAAGAGAACAAAAUUAAUAAGUGAGAAGAAAAUCAAUAAAAAUUAAUUUAAUAUAAAGUCAAUUUUUUUCACUCUUUUUUUCUUUUUUUGCAUGAAGACAAUGCCUCAAUAGUGAUGUCCCGAAUGGUUCGCCACGGACGGCGAACAUAAACGUAAACAUAACAUAAACGUAAACUUUGACCCUGUACCUCACAGUCAGCAGACACAUUCCAGCCAAUCAGCAGUAGACCCUCCCUCCCAGACCCUCCCACCUCCUGGACAGCUCACUAAGAAUGCAGCUUCACAAUGAAUGUAAAAUGAAUGCUGUCCAGUAGGUGGGAUGGUCUGGGAGGGAGGGUCUGCUGCUGAUUGGCUGGAAUGUGUCUGCUGACUGUGAGGUACAUGGUCAAAGUUUAUGUUUAUGUUCGCCGUCCGCGGCAAACCGUUCGGGACAUCACUAUGCCUCAAUAAAAGAAAGAUUGACAAAAAAACAACAAAAUCCAUUUUUUUUUAUUGAUUUUGUUCUCUUGAUUUCUGCUUUUUGUAUAAUUAAUAAUAAUAAUUUAAAUAUUUGGUUCUCUUGAACACUUCAAUAAGUUUAAUUGCGGCUCUUGAAUAUUAAUUUUGUUUUUUACAUGAGGCUCUUACAGGCAUGAAGUUUUGCCAACCCUGCUAUAUACUGUAGCCACUAACAAGUCCUUUCGUAUUUCCUUUCAGGAUUUCUUACCGCAUCUGCAAGAUUUGGCUCUGUCCCAAAAGUUAUAUGUAAGUGGAUUCUCUGUCCUAGUUCUCGGUGUUAACUCUGUUAGAAACAAUAUGUAAUGCUGCCAUCACUGUCUCUAAAGACCAUAUACCAGCAUGGAGCGUCUGGCUUAUUUAGUAUUGCCUGCAGCCUUUAAAUGGGUGGGCCAUCACUAAUUUAAUUAUGUUUUUGAAGGGGCUAUUGUGUUAUGAUGGAAUUAUUUCAUCCAUCAUUUUUCCAUAAGGGGUUAAAGAAGGCCUCUAAGUAACCAUACCCACUACUGUGCAAUUUAGUGAAUAGUGCAAUGAGUCCCUUGCCACUAUCCAGUGGUUAAAAGUUUAAAACAUUUUAGAUUGGCUUGAGACAUACCUGGGACCACUAGGUGCCUCCCUGACCCUUCUUGACAAAUAUUGGUUGCGUGGAAGCUCCCCUUCUCCUUUAGCAGUAUCAGUUUUGUCCAGCAUUGGACUAGAUGAGCUGACGAGUGGUCUAAGGACGACUAAGUCUAUGAAUUAAAUGUGGACUGAAUUGUGAAAAUGUUUUUUUUUUGCAAAUCUUUUUAUUGUAGAGAAGGCAAUAAGAAAAUGAGGCUUGCAGGCCUCCAUGGGAAACAUUGUGGAAAGAUGUAGCACAAAGCAUUUGUCAUUCCAUUUUAGAAUACAACUUAACAGACUUUGAAACAGUGUUUAGCUACAAUGUUAUUGUACAGGCAUGGUAUAGUUGCAGUGUAUACAGGUUUGAUUUGAGGGCAUUUUCACAGUGGUCACUCUCAGUCUAUAACUGGGCAUGUAUACACGAUUUUCGUUCCAUGCUCGGUGCGUGUCAUCCUGCAUGUGUAUUUACCGCUUCCUUCCACCAAGUAUGGAGCUUAUUUUUUCCCAGAUCAGGGAUGGGUUUAACAAAGAGGGGUAAAAGUUGUUUGAAAAGGAAAGAAGAGGAGAGGGUCCAUAGGUACAGGAGAGGCUUCCCCUGGUCUCCAUGUCACCAGAUCUGAGCAAGAUGUGGGCAAUAUGUUGGUACAAAGUGUUUGGGAAUUAUUUGGUUCUGGUAAUGCAUUGUGUGGCGUGUACCCUGGUGUGUGCAGGUUAAUCUGUGUCCGUGUAACCGUCGGUUGCUGUGAGAAUGUCUGGACGUUGACCUAAUGAGCUUUCUUGGACCUUCCUUCCCAGGGACCGGUCCAUAGAGUUGGUUGAGUAAUCUUCUGGUCGCCCGCCCGUGUGUUGUAUCCCAUAGUCUAUUUUGGGGGGCGUGUGGUGAGUGUUAGCAGGUCAUGUGAAAGGUGCGAGAGGUUGCGAAAUAAGUGUGCCGUCGGUCGUCCAAUGUUUGCGUGUGGGUGCGCGGUGUGAUGAAUGGUCUGUCUGGAGGUUGUGUUUUUCUAUGGGCGGUCUCACCUGCAGAGGAGAGGCGUCCUAAGAGAGGUGUACGGUCAGUAUAGUGGCAAGUUGAGUCCGGGGUGCGCCGCCUGGCUCCCCGUCCCCGAGGCGCACGGUGAGAGUCCGCUAUCUACCCGCCUGGUACGAGAACCAGGGUCGCCAUGUCUCCACGUGCCUGUUGAGCGUCCUGUCAGGGAUGCCUGCAGCGCCUCCGCCUCCUGUAUGUCUCCGACCCUGUGGAGCCAUUCCUCCUUUGUGGGGAUCUCUGAUCUCUUCCAGUAGACUGGAAUGAGGGAUUUGGCCACAUUCAAUAAGUGGCGUAGAAUUAGAGAUGGAAUGUGAUGUGAUAUGCAGCAGAGCUAAUUCUCUUGACCAUUCCGUGUCAUCUCCCAGAAUUGCCCCAAUUUCUGAGUGGAUCUGAUCCCAAUACGGGAUGAUGGCUCGCAUUCCCACCACAGGUGUAGCAGGGUACCCCUCUCUUCUUGAUAUCUCCAGCAUGUUGGGGAAGUCGUCGGGAAGACCUUCUGCAGCAUUACCGGUGUCCUAUACCACGUGGAUAUCAAUUUAUAGUUUACCUCUUUAUAGUAGGAGCUAGAGGAGGUUUUAUGUUGCCAAAGUAGGGCUGUUCCCCAUUGUGUUGGUGUGAGUGGUCUGUCCAAUUGCCGUUCUCAUAUUCUUUGGGAGGUAUUAUUAUCCGAGGUGGCCCCCACUAGCAGAUGCUGAUAGAGCGUGGAUACUGCUUUGUUGAGUGUGGCACCUCGGUAGCAUAAUUCUUCGAACCACGUAAGGUCUUUGUGUAGUAGAUUUCUGUGAGGGAGAGAAUCGUAGUAAUGUUUCAGCUGUAGAUAUUUGAGGGUCAUUAAGUGCGUCUUCGGUCUUUUCGCCAGCAGUGAGUCUAAGGACCAUACGGUUCCCCCUUCCAGAAUUGUGCGGAACGGGACAUAUUCCCUCUCCCCCAGGAAAGCCCAGGCUCCAGAUGGGAGGCCCCCUCCAAUAUUGGGAUUGUAGGUGACUGGGAGCAAGGGAAUAAGGAUUGGGGAGAUAUGCACCACUCUCCUAGUCGAUUCCCAGGUCUUCAACGUCUGUGCCACCGGGUUCCCGUCCUCCUCCUUCCCACAGCGUCCCCCCUGCCAUACAUCAGCCUUGAGUUUGGCCCCUGAUUCUCCUCUGUAUAGGGUCACCCAUUGUUUCGGGUCUUCCGCUGUGUGCCACUCCAGUAUACGUUGCAUUGUGGUAGCUUGGUGGUACUUUUUAAAAUCCGGGAGUGACAGGCCUCCUCUGGGUCUUGGUAAGCAUAACGUCUCGUGACGCAGUCGGGAUCUCUCCCCUCUCCAUACAUAUCGGAUGACCGCCGAUUUCAGGGCGGGAAAAAAAAGGCUGCCGGAAGCACCAUCGGGAUGGUUUGAAACAGGUAUAGGAUCCUCGGCAGCACGUUCAUCUUAAGAACCGCUAUCCGGCCAUGCCAUGUAAUAUGCAGGUAUGCCCAGCGUUCAAGGUCCGAUGUUAUUUUUUGCAAGAUGGUGGCAAAAUUGUGUUGAUAAAUAUCUUGUGGGUUGGUGGUUAUCCAUAUGCCCAGAUAUUUCAUCUUCCCUUCGCACCAGUGGAAUGGAAAGGCAGUGCUUAGUUCAGCAUAUUCAUUCGGAGGGAAGGUGACGUUGAGAACCUCACAUUUAGUCAGGUUAAGUUUGAAUUCUGAGAUCCUUCCAAAGCAUUCAAGUUCUAAGAGCAGGCAGGGCAUUGUGAUUCGUGGGUUAGAAAUGAAGAAUAGGAGGUCGUCCGCGUAUGCGGCCACCUUAUGUUCCGAUCCUUUCCAGGUGUAGCCAUAGAGUUCAGGGUUCUGUCGCACUGCCUGUAGAAGUGGUUCCAAAGACAUCGCGAACAAGAGGGAGGACAGUGGGCACGCCUGUCUAGUCCCGCUGUUAUUUUCGAAGCUGAUGGUUAGUGCUCCGUUCACUCUGACCGCUGCACGACGUUUAUCGUAUAAGGCAGAUAUCCACAGCAUCAUAUUAUGGCCCAUUCCCAUAGCCUUAAGCGUGUUCAUCAUAUACGGCCAAUUGAUCCGGUCAAAGGCCUUUUCGGCAUCCGUGGAUAGCAACGGAGAGGCGUUCUCGAGAUUUCCGUGCUCGGUUUUGUAUGGAAAAGAGGCGUAGCGUGUUGUCUCGCGCUUCCCAUCCAGGGAUAAACCCAGUCUGAUCUGCGUGGAUUAUACUUGGUAGUACGCAGUGUAGUCUGGUCGCCAGCACUUUUGUGAGAAGUUUCGUAUCCACGUUUAGUAGGGAAAUUGGCCGAUAACUACUGCAGUUCUCGGGGUCCUUCCCGGGUUUGAGCAGGACUGUGAUCGUGGCUGCCAGUGAUUCUGCGCCAAAGCGUCCUCCCUCCGUGCUGGUGUUAAUUGCUUUCGUCAGCCAGGGUAGGAGUAUUGUGGAAAAGUGUUUGUACUACCCCAUAGAAAAUCCGUCCAGACCCGGUGCUUUACGUACCCUUUUAUUCUUCAGGGCUGCCACUAUCUCCUCCCUGCUGAUCGGUUUGUCCAGUACGGUCGUCGUGGCCGGGUUCACCCGUUUGUGUACAUUAUCGGGUAAGAAGUUCUGGAUGAGCGUGGGGAUGGUAUGCCCAGGCAUUGUCCCAUCUUGAGCGGGGAUAUUGUAUAGGGUGUGGUAACAUUGAUAGAAUUCGUUCGCAAUAUCUUCUGGGAACGAGGACAUGGCCCCCGAGGAGAGGCGGAUUUUAUGUACCCUUGUACGUGGAGUGUCACCUUUCAGGAGGUGGGCCAGGAAUUUGCCGCCUUUGUUUGCGUGGGUAUAAAAGAAAUUGUUUGAAUAUUGUAAGGAGCGAUGGUAUCUACGCGUGAUACGGUCCCUAAGCCGGCGCCGGGCGUCCGUCAAUUCCUUUUGUGUAUCAGCGUGUUGGGUCCAUUUGUGUUGGAAUUCCAGCCUCGAGAUGGCCCCGUAUAUUUCAGCCAGCUCCUGCAUGGUCGCCUUCCUCUUGCGGGAGGCUAUUCUUAUAAGCGUGCCUCGGAUGACGCUUUUAUGUGCUUCCCAGAUAGUUAUUGGCGGCGUAUCUACCACGUAGUUUUCCCGAAAAUAUAGAUCCAAGGCUUGUGUAACUUUCCCGGCCACCGCAGGUUCCUGGAGCAGGGACUCAUUCAGUCGCCAGGUCCAGUGUGCUGGUUUAAACAAUGGAGACUCCAGUUCCACCAUCACAGGGCCGUGAUCCGACCAAGUGGCGGGGCCUAUGGUAGCCGCUCGGAGGAGCGACAGGCCCUCCUGUUGGAGCAGUAUGGAGUGCCGAAUUGUGGGUGUAAUCCCAUGCGGAGAACCCGGCGUCAGUUCCCCCGAUCCCCCCUCCAUAGCUAGAAGUAGGGUCCCUUCCUAGUGCAGUCCACUAGGUGUUAGUGCUCGGUGCAGCAACAGGAGCGGAGGGCCAGGCGGACGGCCCCAGCAGGGAGGUGGAGUUACUGUCGUGUGGGCUGAUGUGUACAGAUACGUCCCUCUCCCCCCUUAGUCCUGCAGGGUGUGUUUGGUCAAGUGACCCCUACUGUUACCGCCACAAUAGGUGGUGGGUGCGGUCAGUGUGAUGAGGGCGUGAAGUACGACUGUAGUGUAAAUCUGUAUCAGAGCCAGGGGAAGUUUACCAGGACAAUUUGAGGAGUAGUGGGUAGGGUGAGUGAAGGAGGAUAGAGGGGGGGAGGGGAAAGGGGGAGAGAGACAAGGCCCCCAAGUAGAGGUGUCUCCUAUAAGGGGAUGAGAAAAGGGAGUUCACCUCGAUGGUGCAAGGAGGCAGUAGUCGUGCGACAGCCGGAGUUGCCAGAGGCCACCCCAGUAACCAGACCGAGAUGUGGACCUCCAGGGGCUCCAUCGUCAAGGAAAAUGCACGACCCCUAGUUGGAGUCAAUGGCUCCGCUCCACUCCGGUAUGGAUAUAAAAGACAGGUGUGGUGUCAGUAUACUACUUGCUGGAACCACAGCCUAGUGGUAUAUUAGGUACAUAGUAUAUAGGACGCCACUUAACGAGAGUAACAUGAAAUAACAUAAAUUAACAGUGCAACAUUAGGAGUGUGAUAUCAGCCUGGAGACUUAUAAACCUUAGAUAAAUGGCCUAUCCCUCCCGUCAGCUUAAUCUUCGUCCUCCCCCAACCCCCCAGAGCCCCAAGGCACCCCUUUUGUGUGUGGGACAACCGUAAAAGGCCUGCUCAUUUCCUUCCGCCCCCUCAUAAAGGGGGAGGUCAGACCCGUCCGCCAGGUUUAUGCAUAUGUAAGCUGAAGCUCCUGUCUCCCCUUCAGAUCCCCACCCUCACCCCUAUCCUGGACGACUGCCCCAUAAUGUUGGUAGUGGAAACUAAUGUGCUCCUCUCCCCUCGCCUGAGCUGUUGUCCCCCUCAGAGGCCAUCUCCCCCCACCCCCCCCUGGUGGGGAAAUUAUGAUGCGAGGCUGAGUAGCCUAUCACCCCCAGCUAUGAGCUAAGAGGUAUCAUGUUUAAUACAUGAGGUGUGUAUAACAAUUAUGUGUGACGUGAAAUAUGAAUGCGGUACAUUAUGUGCAACAAUCAUUAAUGUUGUAUAAGGCAUAGUUGCUAAGCGAGGUAUGCAAGCAGUGGUUGGUGCUGACGGGCACUGCCCUGUUCCGUAAGUCUAGACCAUAGGUCUUCCAGGGUGUUGGUUCGGGGCUGCAACAUCAAUGUCCUUCCGCUCCCUGCCUCAUCUCAUGUGGAGGCGUCCCCUAUUGUAGUUGGUAAUAGAUUUGUGCCAUAAGGCCAAUUUCAGGGCCCAUCAAAAGCAAGAAUAAUUCCCUGCAGCAAACCCCCCUCCCUCCAAAUCAAUCUGCAGAGCAAUCUGUUGUGCCAGCCCUUAUGUCGGUGGAUCCCUCUCCGGGAGUCCCGUAUAACAAAUGUGAGACCCCAAGCUCCUUGGGGGCAAGGGGUGCAGAACAGCCCAAACCCAUCGUCCCGGCAGCGGAAAGGGAUCACACGGUGGGAAAAAACAGGGAGGUAUCCUCCCAGCAUCACGGUCCAGGAGGUGGGUCAGUGAGACAGCGGUACCAGUCACAGUGUCCGUGUAGGGUAGGGAGUCCCCGCAUCCAAAGGGGCCAUGAGGGGAGAGUGAUGAAAAGAGGUCCUGCAUAUUACUCCGGUGCCUCUGGGUUGUUGCGUCUACGGGGAGCCAGGCCUCGUGGCAGGUCAUCUUCUUGCCUCCUGGGUGCCCGCUGCUGGCGGGGUUCCCCCCCCCAACUCCAGUGGGCCCAGGACCCAAUCCGGGACGGAUAUCGGCAGCAAGUCCAGCUCUUCCAGGAACCUUGGAAUCUCCUCGGGCCAGCGGACCGAUGUCCAGCCAUUCUGGUGGCGAGCUAAUAGGGCCAUUCUGGUGGCGAGCUAAAAGGGAAAGCCCCAUCUAUAAGGUAUGUUCCACUCCUGUAGGGCCGCGGAUAUAGAUUUCAGUGCUUUUCUUGCCUCCAGUGUAAUGGGUGAGAGGUCGUUGAAUAGGGAGACCGCCGCUCCCCUGUAAUCCCAGGUCGGUCGGGAGCAGGACGCCCUCAUGAUGGCGUCUUUAUCCUGGUAAGAGUGGAGACAACAUAUCAAGUACCAUGGACUAUCCUGUAAAGACUGAGGGCGCAGGGCUCUGUGUGCCUGUUUGAACCUAAGGGUUUGGGGUGCCGCCUCUCCCAGUAUCAGGCGGAAAACAGGCCAGUGAGAGUGUCCUCUGCAUUCUCUCCCAAUCUGUUUCAGGGACCCCACGGACUCUGAUAUUACAUCUGAGCCCCCUGUUAUCCAGGUCCUCUACUGUCAGUCUCAUGUGUAGUAGCAUCUCACCUUGGCAUGCAAGGGCCGUAUCGGUUGACGAUUGCCUCGUGGUGUAGGCCUCGUGGGAGCGUUCCAAAUCACCUCCGUCCGAAUGCCCACCAUAUCAGCUCGCAGUGCAUCCUGUAUGGUGGUGGUAAGGACCAGGAGGUCUGCUUUUGUAGCCAUAGCAGCAGCCAUAGUGCGGAGUUUAUCCCCAAUCCUCUCCAGUGCGGCGCCAUGCGGUUCCCUGGGGGAUGGGGCCGUCAGCGCCAUGUUGGAGCCACUUGCCUCCCCAAUCGUGUCGGAUUUAGACUGGAGGAAUCCGUCCAUCGGGCCGUGUUGGUGACCCAGCUGGGACCCCCUCGGGGUCUGGGGGGUAUCUGUGUGUCGGUGGAGUCCCAUAAAGGCAGUUAUUUGCUUAUUAUUAGGCUGAUUUGGGCACUGGUGGAGCGGAGCUCACGGUCUAUGCGUCCACCCCGGUCAGAGCUCAAGCCACGCCCCUGAAUAGUGAAAAUGUUAAUGCAUGAGUAGGCACAUAGGUUUUAUCAAUAUCUAUGAAGAGUGUCCUGAAAAUAGAUUGACUUGUAACAGUGAAACCACACUAAGAGUAUAUAUUUUUUAAACAAUUUGUAGGACAAACUUUUCAUGUGCUUCAAACUGACUAUGGCACAGCCAUGUUUUGUACAGAUGACUAUAAAGUUGUGCUGUCUUUCUAUUUGAAAGUUACUGUUGCUUGUUUUGUUUUUGUUUUUUGAUUUUGAAUUGUUUUCGUGUGAGUGAUUAUGUUGUAUUUGUUUCCUGAAGUUGCUGGUAUGUGUGGAUACCUAGCAGGAAAGAUUUCAUAUAUGAAAGUAUGUCAAGAAAAAUUCAAGAAACUUGAAAAUUCGCCACUAGGAGAAGCACUUCGCAAAGGGCACAGCCCUUCAUCACUACAGUAAGAGAACCUUAAUUAUCUAUACUUAUUAAUGUGUAGCUAUCUACUGUAGGCGAGAAUUUAAAUGUCUGUUUACUGCCAUAUCUGAGCAACCAAAAUCAUCAGAUUCUAGAAGCUUAAUGUUUUUUAGCUUCAUCAUAGAGAUUGUUGUAAUGUAAAAAGUAGCUAAGUUGAAAAAAGAAAACCAGUCUGAAAAACUGUAUAGAAGAUCACAAGACUAUGGUCCCACUUUGGUAUUCACAGUGCCAUUAAGAAAGUGGCUGAGAUCCCUCUGCCAAAUCUGGCUUUUUUCUAGCUGUCUGAGGGAAAAUUACUGACUAGGUUUGUAUUUAUGAAAUCAUGCAAGCUUACUAGUUCUCCUUUUAACUUCUCAUUCUAGUGCAAUACCAAAGAAGGUGGACAGAAGGGAAACUAUUGUCCCAUAGUAACAAAUGCUAUUUUUGAGCCUCUAGGUUCCCUUUAGGCAAUUUAUUUGUUAGAGGAGUGUCCAUUGGAUCUUAUUAUUUACAGUCAAUCCUAAAACAACGAAUCUGUUAGGCAGAGAAUGCAUUUGAGAUAUAAAAUGGUUUAUACUAGAUGCACUGGAAGGGCCCAUUGUUUGCACUGUAAAUGUUUCUGUCCCUUAUGACUGUUUGCCAUGGUGAUGUCAUUUCAUGUGUGACCUUUGUUGCAUAGCAAUUAGAACACAAAACAUGAAAAUGUCCUGCCUCAAAGGAGACCUUCUUCCUUUAUUUUUGUCAAUGUUACAAAGCUAGAGUACAUCUCUCUUGUUCUUGUACAAAACAAAUGAUGUCAUAAUUCAACCAUAGAGCCUAUUAAUAUUGGUAGAAUUAAUUUAAUUGUUUUUGUGAGAGGUUUGGACAGCAAAUCAAAAGAGAGAAAAUACUAUUCUGUAAUGGGGGAAAUGGAUUUUGUAACAAAAGCAAAGAGAAGGGGCAUAUAUAAAGGGGAGAAGGAGGACACUAUAGUCACCAGAACAACUACAGCUUAUUGUAUUUUGUUCUGGUAAGUAGAAUCACUCCCUUUAAGCUUUUUUGCAGUUAACACUGUUUGGCAUGUGCUGGCUCUGCUCCUGAUCUGCCUUCUUGACAAUCUCAUCCAAUCUUAUGGGAAAGCAUUGUGAUAGGCUGGGAGAAUCACUUCUGAUGUCAGCCAAGCAGGCAGAUCAGGGGCAGAGGCAGCAGCUUCAGACUUGGCUAAAAGUAAGAUUUUACUAUAUUUAGGGGGGUAAGGGUGAGCUAGAAGGUAGUUUUAACACUAUAGGGUCAGGAAUACAUAUUUGUGUUCCUGACCAUCUAGUGUUCCUUUAACAUAUAUAAAGCACCCAUGUUUGAGGGAAUGAUGGACAAUUUCAAUGAGUUUGGGUAGUUAGAUGUGACUUGUAGAGGUCCCUCUGUUUAUUGGUUCCGUAUUACCCGGUAACCAUUGUUGGAGUCCUAAAGGCAGCAUUUCAGUGACUUUGGUGAAUGAUCUUAGGAACAAUUUCAUGCAGUGAGGGCUUGGUACCCUUGCAUAGUUUCACCAAAAACAGUCAGGCAGGUGUUGAGAUACUCUGGGUAUUGUAUUUAGAUUUGGAGUAAAAAAUACAAAAAAAAUGUUUAAUCUUUUUAUUUUCAAGUCGAAAAGAUAACAUUGGGUAAUGUAUAGGUAAAGAUUUUAGUACAAUAAUAUACAGAAGUAAAGGUAUUGCAUAAUACAGAACAAUUUAGGCCGCAGGUGUACCACAUGCCUGUGUGAAGGAGGGGAUUUGUUUACACUGUAAUUGGAACAGAAGCAGCCGUGUUUAUCCUGUGCUUUCAACUGAUCAGGCUUUUAGGGUACAGUGAGUGGUCACCAGGCCAGUCUGAAGGGAUUAGUGUUCUGGAGGGCCUCCCCCUCUCUCUCCUAUGGAGGGUAGGUAUCCUCCUCACACUUUAGUGUGAGUUUCGGUUGUCAAAUGCCCGUGUCAUGGAGUUAGGGUCCUGAGUAGUUUGUCGUCUAGUGGUGCCUCGGGGCUCUUUCAUGUUCCUAUGGGGUUGCCCCCUCUCCAUGGGUUGGGACGGGCUGUCCGUUCCCAAUCAUCAUGCGUCCACAUCUCGAGUGAUUGUCCCCCGUGCUGUUAUGAAGGAGCCGUGAAUGUCGUGGCUCAUAUGGGUCGAGGGUUAUGGCCUAGUAGUGGGGUCAUUGGAAGUAGGUAGGUACAGGAAGUAGGUAGGUACAGGUCAUAAGGGUAGUCUUGAGCAAGGGGAGGAGAGUGAAAGGGGCCCUGGUGUAGGGAUGCGUGAGCAUGCCCGGCCGCUGGACCCCUCCCACCCUGGGUGGGGUUAUUGGAGGAUGGGGGGGGAGGAGAAGGAAGAAAAAUAAAACUGGGGAGUUGGCAUGGCUGGGGGAGUACGGUGAGUAAUCUGGUACUGUUGGUUCGAUGAAAGGCGGUCCUGGGUGUGAUUGGGUCCUGUCUGGGCCUGUAUGGGUUGCUUAGGGGUUGGCUACCAUGGUAGAGACUUGUCCAAUACUUUGUGAAAGGAUUUGGGUGUUUCGUUUAUUUGUGCUGAGAGUCUGUCCAUGUCUAUGCUAUCUUGUAUUUUCCUGGUUAUCGUGUUCUGUGUGGGUCUGUCUGUGGUUGACCACACCUCCCCCAUUGCCCUUCAAGUGGCUAGAGCUACUCGAGCGAUCAGUUUGUUUUCGGCCCUUGUGUGUGUUUCUAAGGGUUUGGAUAAUAGGAGGGCCCAAGGGUCCAGUGGGCAAGGUUUGGACAGAAGGCUAGUAAGGAGAGAAGUGAUGGAUUGCCAGGUGGGUUUUAGUUUAGGGCAGGUCCACCAGCAAUGGUAGAAUGUCCCCACUUCCCUCAUAGAUUAGUUGGCAAGCGAUGCAUGACAGCUGAUCUUUGGGGUGUUAAGUACCAGCGGAAAAGCAUUUUAUAUGCUUGCUCCUUAUGGGUUACACAAAUUGUGAGGGAGGAGAUUACCAUACAUUGCAGCUUCGGAAACAGACCUAGGUUCCCCCGAUGAUGCCCCAGACUGGUCGGAAAUAUGGGAGGAAGAGUUAUUUGUGUUAAGUGUGUUGCAAUUGUAAGGUAAAGAUCCGAUAUUUGACCUUUUCUGGUUGGGGCUGCCACGCAAUCCCUUUCGAAGCUGGUUAGGUGAGCUUUGCCUGCCUGUUGGAUGCUAGGUGAUGCAGUGAAGCUGCAUAUAUCUAAACUAAUCUAAUGUAGAUAUAGAUGCGGAGUCAGGGAUUUCACUGUAUUCAAUGAUUCGGUCAUUGAGGAACAGGUUGCCAAGUCUCGUUAUCUCUCUCCUUUCGCAUUGGGCGUAGUGUUUGACUGCGAACCACGGUGGGAACAGUCUGUUUAGGAGGAUAGGGGUCAAUGGAGAUAGGUAUGAGGAUAGGUUCGAAUUUUAUAUGUAAUUUGUCCCACAAAUCGAGGGAGUGAGUAAUUGUGGGCGCUGUCGGAGGGGUAGGGGGCCGCGACUGCAUUGGGAGCCACAUAUAUAAGGAGGGGUUGUCCCAUCCUAAGAUAGAAUGUUCAAUGUCCAUUCAUCUUUUCUUUAAGGGUGGCAAGUGCCACAUCUGUAUUUUGGCUAAAUGGGCUGCGCAUAUGUAGUGUAGUAGGUUGGGGAAACCUAGGCCUCCUGAUUUUCUGGGGAUGUGUAGAGUUUCCCGACGGACCCUGGGCCUGGAACAAAUCCAUAUGAAUUUGUUUAUAGCAGAUUGUAGGGCGGUAAGGUCUGACUUUCGGAAUGGGACAGGGAGGGCCUGGAAAACGUAUAAGAAUCUGGGUAGGAGAUUCAUCUUGAUGGAGGCGACCCAGCCCAUCGACGAGAUCUCAGAAGUUUCCCAUGUGCAAAUAUGCACAAUGGGAACUUGGAUUGCAGUUGUAUGAAAUCAGUGUCCGUUAUGUAGAUCGGGAGGAGUUCAGAUUUCGCCAAGUUGAGUUUGUACUCUGAGAUCACGGAGUAGGAGUGUAUCAGGUGUAGCAAAUUGUCAAUAGAGGAUGUCUGGUUAAUUAAGGUAAGGAGGACGUCGUCUGCACAUGCAAAGACUUUGAUGGGUUGUCCUCUGAUGGUGAUACCCUACACUGCCGGGCUGGACCAUAUCCACUCCAGGAGGGGUUCCAGGGAAAGAGCAAAUAAAAAAAGUGUGAAAAUGGGUGAAAGUGUCCAGGUUCAUCAUGGGGCUUAUCAGGUUUUGGGAGGAGGCAUAUGUUAGCCGUGACCAUGUCUGCUGGGAAUUUGUCCUCGCGGAGCAUGGCAUUGAAUACUGCGCAUAGGUGUUUUAGUAAGUGUGUGCCACAGACUUUAUAGUACAAGGCCACAAAUCCAUCAGGGCCUGUGCUUUUGUUGGGCUUGAAUGAUCGAAGGGCGAUGGUCAUUUCUUCUAUAGUCAGUUCCUCCGCUAGGGUCUGGCUGGAUUCUGUGGAUAGGGUAGGGAGUUUCAGGGCGUCCAAGAAGGCCCACGUGGGGUGUUCUGUGAGGCUGUGGUAUAGUAGCGUGGUUAUAAAGAUCAUUGUAUUAGGCCCGGAAAAUUUUCCCUACGUGCUCUGGGAGAUCACUCGCUUUUUACAUCCGGUGUAUGGAUGUGCGAGAUCUUUCGCAUCAAUGCAGCAUUUUAGCCGUCAGGCGAGCAUAGAGUCGGCUUUAUUGCUCUUUUCGUAAUACUGCUUGUGCCAAAUAAGGGCAAAGAUUCGGUCAUUGAGGAACAGGUUGCCAAGUCUCGUUAUCUCUCUCCUUUCGAAUUGGGCGAAGUUAGGCGCUUUAGAAGGUCUCUAGCAGCUGUUAAUUGGGUGAGGAGGGAGGGUCACGGGAUCUUGUUUAAUGUGGGAUUCUAAGCGGUGGAUUUGCUGUUUCUUUAUGGUGGUCACAAUGCUAAUUAACUUCCCGCGAAUCAUAGUCUUAUGGGCCACCCAGAGGGUUAUAGGGGAUGUCGUCGAGGGGGUGUUCAGUUCAAAGUAUUCUGUAAGGUCUUUGGACAGUGUUUCCAUUAUUUCAAUGUCCUGUAAUAGCAAACGGUUAAGUUUCCAGGACCAAAUCAGGUUGUGCAUAUUUAUUUUUAAGGAGAUGUCAGCCUGGUCAGACCAGGUGAUCGAGACAAUGCUGGUGGAGGUUACCUGAGAGAGGACAUUCGGGGCCACUAGGAAGUGAUUGAUUCGGGAAUACGUCUUGUGAGUGUGUGAAAAAACAAUUUUGUUUUAUAUGCAAAAUUCCACAAAACCACUCUCUACUGAAAAUGAUCCUGUUUCUGAAGUCCCAAUUGUAGGCAAACCAGAAUCAUUCAUCAAAUAUAAUGUGUGUUUGGCAGACUUGUGGAUCUGUAACAUAGUUCUAGAAUGAAGUACAGUUUGUCCUUCCUUUCCCAUGUCUCUAUGAUUCUAACUUUUUGUCAUGUUUGCUUGGUGACUGCUACAGGUAUGCAAAUCCCAACUGUACAAUAUGUAGCGGUAACCUUGGUAUAUAUAUAUAAAAGAGAGAGAGAGAGAGAACAUGUCAGGAUAAAAAUACUUGGCAACAAAUUGCUGAAAUAAAACUAUAUGGUUAAAUGGAGCAUAUGUCAAUGCCUGAAUGUUUUGUUACAUUUACUUAAAUACCUUUGUAGGAAGAUAAAAUUAGAACUAUCGCAUCAUCUAUUGCACACAUAGGAUUUUCCCCUAUUUUCUCAAGAGAGGAAGUUGAAACCAGGUGCUUGCUAGUAAUUAUCAUGCAAUGUUUCAUGGGCCAGGUCCAGCUGUACUGCAACCGCCAAUAGAUAAGAUGUAAUGUACCAAUGAGACCUGGUCCAUUAUGUUAACUUUGCAUGGUCUGUUAAUUAUUGAACAAUAAUUACUGGAAUAUUGACCCUGAAACAAGGAAGCAGGAUUAUUCAGGACACUGUAAGGCUGCUUGUAAAAUAAAUAUAUGAGACUGGAGACUGUGUGAUUUAAAUAGUUUCUUACUUACUUUAUGUCCAUCAGAUGUUCUGCCAGAACAAUAAGGAUAUGAUAAUGUGAUUUUAUUUUUUUAUUUAUUUAUUUAUUUAUUUAUUAUAGGACAUUGGGCUCAUCUCUCAAAAAUAUAUAUUGUAUGGAUUAUUGUAGACAAAAACUCUGAAUAUAAAUUAUAUUUAUGUGGUGGGUGGGGGGCAGUAGGCAAAUCUGUAAUGUUAGGAUAUCCUCCAUCACUAAAUAUUGAUGGGGUAGAAAACUGGAAUUUGACCUGAUACGCUCCUUAGUAGUGGCCGGGGAAGACUUGCCUUGACAGCCACAAUAUUAUAUAUAGGAUCAGACACUAAGAGGGUUAUUCAUUAAAGUGAGAAUUGUCAGGAAUUCUAAAUUAAUUUCAAAUUUAAGCUCAACAUAGCCGAACUGAUGAAAAUCCAUAUCUUCCAGUUCAGCGAUUUUGGCCUCAAAUUAGAAAUAAACUUUAAAGGAUCACUAUAGGGUCAGGAACACAAACAUGUAUUCCUGACCCUGAGUGUUAAAGCCACCAUCUAGCCACUCUGGGCCCCUCAUGCCUCCCUAAAUAUAGUAAAAUCUUACUGUAUUCAAACCAGAAGCUGUAGAUCUGCAUGCUGUUUGCCUCAAAAAAAAACAAGCCUGAUCUAAUCACAAUGCUUCUCCAUAGGAUUGGCUGAGACUGACAAAGAGGCAGAUCAGGGGCAGAGCCAGCAUGAUUCAAACACAGCCCUGGCCAAUCAGCAUCUCCUCAUAGAGAUGAAUUGAAUCAAUGCAUCUCUAUGAGGAAAGUUCAGUGUCUGCAUGCAGAGGGAGGAGAUACUGAAUGUUUGGAUGCAUUUUAGGCAGCUGUGACCCAGGAAGGAUCUCUAACAGCCAUAUAAGGAGUGGUCAGUGAAGUUAUCACUAGGCUGUAAUGUAAACACUGCAUUUUCUCUGAAAAGACAGUGACUACAGCAAAAAGCCUGAAGGUAAUGAUUCUACUCACCAGAACAAAUUCAAUAAGCUGUAGUUGUUCUGGUGACUAUAGUGUCCCUUUAAAUUCCCAGAAAUUCUCACAUUGGUAAAUAACCCUUUAAUGAGAUUGGGGAAUGAGACAUUUUUUGCAGUAUGAGAACAUGUAAUUCUUAACAAUUUGAUUAAUUUAUAUUGAAGACUUGACAUCUGUGUUGGUUAACAUUCUGAUCUGAAUGUAGAAACUUUAUUGAUCUGUUCAGUUUAUAAAAUGACGCUUUCUAAAGAACAGUUAUGCUAACUUUCAGGUCUGCGGGCAGAACAUCUGAAUUUUCUGAAGGCGGUUAUGGGAACACUCCUCCUCCUUCUGCUGGGCAAUUAAGUGUGGAAACCCAACCUUUAAAAUCCAGUCCUACAGAUGCCCCAUUCAGCUCUUCUUUUAGUGAAUCUUCAACCACUGGCAUUACAGAUGGUCUGGCACAAGGUAUUUUACGGCCUGUCGCCUCAGGCCUUAUUCUUUCUAUGCAGACAUUAUAAAAAGCAAUAUAAAUAUAUAUGUUUCCAAAUUUAAAAUUAAAAUGUAUCAUGUGAAAAAAAAAUUAACCAUCAUUAUCUUGAAUAGCUCAGUGAAUUAAUGGAAGUUGGCAGCAAUAACUACUUACUUGUCAGUUCAUUUAGCAUAGGUAUUUUAAUGCUCACAAAGGCCAGGUUGUGAGCGACCUGUGUCUAUGCCUUUAUAAAUAGAAUUUCACGAACAUGAGAUGGAGACAGCUAGUCUUUCCAGUCAUUAUCUCUUACUUCCUCUUGGUGUUAUUUUCAUAUAAUACUGUAUAUGUACAUUUGGGCAGCCUUUCACAGAUACCAUGUGUACAUAUGCCAAUUUAUAGCAUCAUAAUACUGCUGCUUGAUACUAUGCACCACUAUUAUUGUUAUAAUGUAAAUCUGAAAUAAAAAUAAAUACAUUUAAAAAAAUAUAUAUAUUUUGCAAAAUAAAGUAUUUCUUUAACAGCCAGUAAUAGCAGUUUAUGUGCAUUAUUAAAAAAUGCCAGUCUUUGGCAACAGUUCAUUGAGGGGAUAUAUUGUUAUUGUAGAAGUCCUUUGCAGUCGUUUUACUAAAUAUGUUGUUUGCUUAGAAUGCAGCAUUUUUGCUGGUUCAGUUACAAUACUUUUUCAGUAUGGUUUAUCCAUUGACACAUACUGUAUGACAGCAUUCAGGCUAGCAAAGCAUCAUGGGGCAUGUAGUUCUACAACAUGUGAGAAUCUACCUUAUGUUUUUCAUUGUAUUCUUGUUCGAUCUGUUCAUCAUAGAACCGGCACCUUUUGAAGAAGAAAUCCCUAAACAGAGAAAAUUGACAUAUGAUGAAUUAAGAAGCAAGAACCGAGAAACCUAUGAGAUAGCUGCAUCUCAAAGAGCAGACACUCCUGUGAGACCCUCGCUGGAGAGAACCCCCAGGAAGGAUGGUACAGUGAUUUAAAUUUUACAUCCAGAAAAACAGUACUCCGUGAUUAUUGUAUAAUUUUACUUUACAACAGUUAUAGCAACGCUAACCGGGUUAUUCACUAAGUGUGUUUUCUUGGUAAUUCAGGGUGAAUUAAAAAUUUUAUGUCAAAAUAGACAAAAUUGACAUCACAACUGAAUUGGAGAAUGGUUCCAGUUUGGCUAAUUUGGCAUCAAUUUUGGAAUUCACUUGCAGUCCUUAUAAUUCAUACAUUAGUGAUUAACCCAAUCUACUUUAAUUCCAAGUGUUGCUUCUUUGCCAAACACAAAUGCUAAAAGAAAUGCUACAAGUGUGGUACCAUUUGGAACUACAUUUGGGUCUACAUCCCUGUUUGAUGCUUUUUACCAGCAUUCUGGCUGUAAGAGCAUUAUGGGACAACAUCUAGAGUACCAAAGGUUGCCUACUCCUGUGCUACAACCUGAAUGGUGUAUACGGGACGCCUUUUUACACUGCCUCCGUGUUACUGCUGAUUAGAUAAGGAAACUGCAGCUUUCCACCUUCACUGCAAAGCUCUUUUAAUAAAGUGCCUCAAAGGUACUUCAGCAACAUUUCGACUGUUGUAAAUGAAAUUAACACAAGGUUAAAAAGGGUAGUAAAUUUAUCAUGUGACAUAUAUGGAAGUAUAUUAUCUAUUGAUCAUGUAAUAUCAUUGUGUUGAUCAGGAUUCAUAAAAACAAUAGGAGUGCCAGACCUUUUCUUAUUUAUUUUUUUCAUAUUAUUGAUUUAAGGGACCAGAAUCUUUGGACUCUCUGGGUGAUAAUUUGAUGAGUCUUUCCUACAUUUUAUUUUUAUUACCACUGAGUAACCUGGAACGGAAUGCCAAAAUGUGUGCCACCUGCAGUGCCAGUUUAUGGGAUGUUUGUGGGUGACAUUCUCUCAUGUUACUACAGUUAGAGCUCUGUUACAUGAAAAUUAUGACCAGAAAGUGGCUAAAGCCAUCUCAAUAGACUGAAAAUGAAACAAGGGUCUACUUUCAGUAAGUAAAAUGUGACUGAUGUUGAGCACUGGAGUCCCCAUGCUUUACACUAAACAAAUAAUCCUUUCUGGCAAGAUAUAAAACUGCAUGUUUUUUUUUACCAUUUUUCAUACCUCCAUAGAAUGGAAACUUGGAGUUCUCCAAUGAAUCUUAGUGGUUAUUGUGCUUGGUGUAAUGCUGUAACAUAUUUUUGUAGCACUUUUUAUUAGCGCGCUGAAAUCACUAUAGAAUGAAUACACUACCAUUGCAGUCACAUCAAAGUUAUGCUCAUUUUACAAAUCCAAGCUAAAUCGUUUACAUUAUUAUUUUAUUUUAUUUUUAAUUGCAGCUAAAACAAACAAAUAUGGCGACAUAUGGGAAGAAUGAAGAAACAAAAUAUUCUGAAGAAAUCUGCACUGUUUUUUCCUCAUAUAUAUAUACUUGGAUGGAUCCUUUUGUAUGUAAACAAUUCUGACUACAAACCAUGCAAAUUCAGACAAUUAAUUUGCUUAUAAUUGAGCUGCACACAAAUCUGACAAAUCAAUGUACAUGGAAAGUUGCAUUUAUAUUUUCACAUAUUAAAAUUACUUUUCUGGAACCAUAUCUGCACUAAUGUGUUGUAUGUUUUAUGAAAUUAUACUAUACUAUACUAUUAUUAUGAACGUCACACUCUCG
This is a messenger RNA of Pelobates cultripes (western spadefoot toad), 35569 nucleotides long. The record is from the annotation of a GenBank genome assembly. NCBI's taxonomy places the organism in Eukaryota, Metazoa, Chordata, Amphibia, Anura, Pelobatidae.